AGUACGUUUGUACCGAGCGUUCGUAUGAGUUAUUUUCGUUCGGCUAUGGUUAGAGGAUUUUCUAUCUUAAACGUAGGAGUUAGCUUUGUUUCACUGACUAGUAGGUGACCAAUUCAAACAGCAAACGACAUGUAGGAUGUUUGUAGUUAAUUCAACAGCUGAUGAUGGUAGUGGGUAUAUGACUUGUGGUGUGGGUCAUUCGCAGUCAGUGGAGUGAACGAAACCCAGUGUGUGUCCGCGAUUUUCGCAUACUUUAUUUUUGGAAAAGGAUGUUAUAACACAUCGAACGCUAGUUCAACAAACCGAUGUAUCUUUGACAAAAAUGGCAGACCCAAAAAGCAUAAAAAUAAACCUCUCCACGGAAACCGAAGACGGGAACGAAUCCGUGUCCUAUAACGCUAGAGCCGUUUGUUCGCCGCCGCCUAAAGAACUCGAAUCCCUCAAUAAUGCGUCUGUUUUAAGUGGAUCGCAGAACAAUCUCUGCAACGGCUCCUCGUCUGUGACAAUAACUAGCUCUGGAGCACUCCGCAAAGUUCCAAAUAAUAGCCCAACGGGUCAUAAAAAACCCAUGAUAUCUCUCACCCACUUGCCAAAAAGACCACCUGUCGAUAUAGAGUUCAUAGAUUUAUCGUAUUCGGUCUCCGAAGGUCGGAAACGAGGUUACAAGACAAUACUGAAAUGCGUGAAUGGAAAAUUUAGAUCUGGCGAACUUACUGGCAUUAUGGGACCUUCAGGCGCCGGGAAAAGCACAUUGAUGAAUAUUCUGGCCGGAUACAAGACGUCCAAUCUGGACGGUUCUGUCCUGAUCAACGGCAAAGAGCGAAGUCUGCGCCGAUUUCGAAAAAUGUCGUGUUACAUAAUGCAAGACGACUGUUUGUCGCCGCAAUUAACCGUGAAAGAAGCAAUGACAGUGGCUGCGAAUCUCAAACUGGGGAAAGGAAUAACCCGUUCCGAAAAAAAGGUUGUGAUUAAUGAGAUUAUGGAAACGUUGGGAUUGCAGGAUUGUACAGAUACCUACGCCGCUAGUUUGUCUGGUGGACAAAGAAAACGACUCUCUAUUGCCUUAGAACUUGUAAAUAAUCCACCUGUAAUGUUUUUCGACGAACCGACGAGCGGUUUAGAUAGUUCGUCUUGUUUCCAAUGUUUAUGUUUGUUGAAAUCUUUAGCAAGAGGUGGCAGAACUGUGAUAUGUACCAUACAUCAACCUUCGGCUAGAUUAUUCGAAAUGUUUGACCAUCUGUACAUGCUGGCGGAGGGACAGUGCAUCUAUCGGGGCAACGUCUCCGGAUUGGUUCCUUUCCUUUCGAGCAUGGGGCUCAACUGCCCGAGCUAUCACAAUCCUGCUGAUUAUGUGAUGGAAGUAGCCUGUGGCGAGCACGGCGACUACGUGCAGAAAUUGGUCGUCGCAGUGAACGCAGGCCGCUGCAAUACCUACUUACAAAAAUCGGAUCAGCGCAAAGUCAUCUCAAACGACAUUGCAAAAGAGACAAUACCGCUAAAGCCACAGUGUGAGUCCCUCCCUGUGCCAAACGGCUUUGCUAAUAAAACCUCAACUGCGACCCCAGCAACGUGCACAACCUCGUUACUGGACUCGUCGGAAAACUUGCCUCAAAUUGAGAAAAGUGGUUUCCCGACCUCUGGAGUGCUCCAGUUUUGGAUCCUGUUGAAGAGGACGAUCGCGAUAACACUCAGGGACAAAACGCUCACGCGAAUGAGGCUCGUUGCUCACAUCAUCAUAGGAAUAUUGCUCGGUCUGAUUUACUACGAUAUUGGCAAUAAUGCCGCCAAAGUUAUGAGCAAUGCCGGGUGCUUGUUUUUCACGACAAUGUUCACGAUGUUUACCGCGAUGAUGCCCACAAUUCUGACAUUUCCAAUGGAGAUGUCUGUUUUCGUAAGAGAACACUUAAACUACUGGUACUCUCUUAAAGCGUACUAUUUUGCCAAGACUCUAGCCGAUAUACCGUUUCAAAUCGUUUUAACUGCUUGCUACGUUAUGGGCGUUUACUAUUUAACUUCUCAACCUCUUGAAGCCACCAGAUUCGCCAUGGUUCUACUAAUUUCAGUACUGACGGCUCUAGUGUCACAAAGCUUUGGGCUGUUGGUUGGUGCAGCUUUUAAUAUCGAGGGAGGAGUGUUUCUCGGACCAAUAUCAACGAUACCGUUAGUGCUAUUUUCGGGAUUUUUCGCAAAUCUCAAAGAUAUUCCAGUCUACUUAAAGUGGUUGCCGUACAUGAGUUACGUCAAGUAUAGUUUUGAGGCUACAAUGAUUUCGAUCUAUGGCUUGGACAGGCCAAAGCUGGACUGCCAGGACGAUUAUUGUCACUUCAAGUACCCGACAAAGUUCUUGGACCAAAUGGCAAUGAAAAGCGACAUGUUGACGUACACUAUCGAUGUUGUGGUCCUUUGUGGACUUUUUGUUGUACUUAGGAUAUGCGCAUAUUUCGUCUUGCGAAUUAAACUACUUCAAGUCCGUUAAAGGCAAUUGUAAAUUCGACAUUUUUAAUUAUGUGAUAGUCUAGUGAAUUUUAUAUUGUGAUGUAUUUAUAUAUAGGUACUUUUUACGUGAUGGUAUUAAAUAUUAUCUAUUAUUUUUUAUUGAAACACUUGAAUUAAUUAGUUGUGCGGGGUCUACUCACAAUUUGUUUCUCUCACAGAAAUCGUUAAGGUACUAAACUAGAGUUGUUGCAGAGCCGCAAACUAGAGUUAUUACACUUAAUAGAGUGAGCAGCAAUGCUUAGAGCUAACCCAAAUCGAGUUUUUAUUGACAAUAAUGCUUUGCAGUUUUCUCGAACGUAGUUGUUCCGUGAGAUGGGAUAAUGCACAAUUUGUUACCAUUGUUGCUCAUUUAAACAUAGACACAUGUAUAUCUCAAACAUACCAAUUCUAUUUUGUCUUAUUUUAAAUUAUGUUUGAAGCAAGUUUACUGUUACGGCCCCCGAAGUUAUCCGUUUCAGGAGAUUUGCUUUUUGGCUGUGCUCAGUUUUUCACCCGAAUUAUACUUUCAAGAUAUAUUUUUCUAUAACAAUUGGAGAAAAAUUGUGUUGGGACCGAAUUCGAGCUGAAAUAAUCGAAUUAUUUCCACUCGGAAUCGGGGCCUUUAUUAUUAUAUCCAUGACAGGCUUUUAAAGAUUUAUUUUCCAUAAAUUUAUUUAAAAAAUAAUAAAAAACAGUUGGUAAUCGCAUAAUCAAGACCAUUUUUGUACUGGAUGGCAAGAGCUCUGAUUUGUGAAUAUAAUAACCAUAUUAAAUUGUGUUACUUAUAACACGUUAAAAACAGUAAGCGAACUGAAUUGUGCCAGCUCUUGAUAGGUACCAAGAUAUCUGUUAAUUCACUUUGUAUGUAUACAUUUCACACAAAAUAAAAUUUUGUACUAAGGGAUACCAAA
This is a messenger RNA of Tribolium castaneum (red flour beetle), 3386 nucleotides long. It is a transcript of the gene Atet, whose product is annotated as ABC transporter expressed in trachea. Gene Ontology annotation, biological process: transmembrane transport. NCBI's taxonomy places the organism in Eukaryota, Metazoa, Arthropoda, Insecta, Coleoptera, Tenebrionidae. Gene Ontology annotation, molecular function: ATP hydrolysis activity; ABC-type transporter activity; ATP binding. The transcript has 8 exons. Gene Ontology annotation, cellular component: membrane. The record is from RefSeq and is a predicted model, not a curated record. Bases 323 to 2476 code for a protein of 717 amino acids.